Molecule: messenger RNA, 790 nt
Organism: Parathielavia appendiculata
Lineage: Eukaryota; Fungi; Ascomycota; Sordariomycetes; Sordariales; Chaetomiaceae
Exons: 2
Coding region: 210-578 (122 amino acids)
Source: RefSeq, a predicted model, not a curated record
GGAUGCAAGGGAGGGCCAUAUAAGGAUGGACCGAGGCGCCCGUCAAAGGUCCAGAGUAGACGCCUCCUUUUCAGCAUCCGUCUGACUGCCACAGUGCCACUCGCUCGAGUCUUACACUCCUUUACGCUUGCAAGUCCAUCACAACACGCGCACAGUCACCACAGGAUACACCGGGGCUAACGGGCGUCUACCUUAGGUUCAGAACCAAGAUGCGAAUCACAACCUUGACGGCCACCGUGCUCGCCACGGCCUCGGUCGUGUCGGCAGACGUCCUCACCAUCCUGGCACGGGCCCAGUGGACCACGUGGACGCAGCGGUCCAACGCCAUCUGGCACUUCAACAACGGGGAGGAGCACCAGUUCAGCGCCAACGAAGGUUGCCGGGGCAACCCAGUACCGGGUGUCCGCGAGAUCUGCAUGGACUGGAGCCGGGUGCGCGCCCACUUCUGGGAGGGCAACAGGAAGCGCUGCUUUCAGGAGUGGAACGAGCGCACCGUCGGGUCUUGCGCCCCGUACGGGGAGAGCUGGGGCACCGUCUGCUCCAUCCACCGCUGGCACGAAGUCGGCUGCUCGUGGUGAUGUAUCAGGCAUGCUUGGUCCAGUUCACGGCGGCAGUGGCUUGAUUUCCUGUGUAUAUAGUUCGACGUGAGCUUGGGGGCUGGCGGUCAAGCUGUCCUGUAGUUCUUUGACUCCCUGUUACGCUCUGUAUAAGCGACCUGUUGACUCUUGUGCGGACUCGUGUAGCCGAUUCGGCGUUAUAUCAAGUCUGCGUUGAAGAAGAGAAACGGGAC